AACCUGCUGCCAUCCUUUAGGGCCGAUAUUUUAAUUGUAGUGGAUUUUAUCGUCAUAUUUUGUGUUACUGGGCUAAUUGUAUUUGCCAUAAUUUAUUGAAACAUUUGUUCAUCCGCCUGCCUGUUUGACACAAUUCGGCUGAAAUUCCUCCCCAGUUUGCUCACUGGUCGCCGUACUGAACCAGUUGCCCUUCUUUGACUGACAGCUGAGUUCCUAUUGACUUCCCCGCCGAGGGACCAAUCAGCGGCGGCUGGGGGCGGGGCCUGGGCAAAACCAGCUCCACCAAAUAUUCCCAGUCGCGGUCCCUUGCAGUUACUUUCCAUCCAGGUUUCGGAGCGGUGUUGCCGAGGCAUCACGCGUGCGUUAGUGUGCGGGCGUUCGGGACGGAUCUGCCGCACGCAGCGCCUGUUUUGCGGGAGGACCUUCUAGUAUGAGAACUUCCAUUCCAGCUCCUUUGAUUUCUUUCAUUCUCAUGUUUGAUCAUUUUCUUGUUUUUGACCAUCCGACCCCAUUGCUUCGCCCUUCUCAUUUUCCUGCUGCUGUCACCCACAGUUUCACCAGCUGAAAGGGGAAUAUCUCACCAUUUCCACCACCAGCCAUCACUGUCCUCCUCCUCCUCCUCUCUGCCGCCGCCGCUCUGGAUUUUGGCGUUGCACUGCUGGACUAUAACGCAGAGGGAUUUAUAUUUGUGUUGAUUUCAGCCUGCAGCCCAGCGGACACGAGCAGCCUUUUCUCUCUGGGGGAUGUACAACAGCGGCUGUGCGCUCUGAGCAGCGGAGAGGAUCACCGCACUGCCCGCUGAAGGAACUGCUGCCGUGCGCCUUUGCUUUCUGGAGCAGGUCUCUCAUCUGGAGAUGCUCUAGUACGCCUGACCUGGGUUUGUGGUCCGUGCGCACUGGAUCGGGAUAUAAGGAGAAGAAACCGCCAUCUCCUUCCUGGAGCGCUUGUCCUCUGAUUUAAUUUUUUUGUGGACAUAUUUGGUUGUUUUGAGACGGAUUGUGCAUCCACCCGGAGGCGCGCAGGCGACACCAUGGGGGAGUCGAUGUGGAGAUAUUAUUUUGGAGUUUUGUUUAUUGCCUUCAAAGUGGACUUGUGCCGGGCGCUCAUCCUGGAGUCCAUCUACUGGAACACAACAAAUACCAAAUUCAUCCAAGGCCAAGGCGUUGUAUUGUACCCCCAGAUCGGGGAUAAGUUGGACAUUGUGUGCCCCCGCGUGGACGGCGGGGUGACCGAUGGCGUGGAGUAUUACAAGGUGUACAUGGUGCCCAGGGAGCAGCUGGAGACCUGCACCAUAACCAAGGCCGACACGCCGCUCCUCAACUGUGUCAAGCCCGACCAGGACGUCAAGUUCACCCUCAAGUUUCAGGAGUUCAGCCCGAACCUCUGGGGGCUGGAGUUCUUCAGGGGGAGGGACUACUACAUCAUCUCUACAUCCAACGGCACCAUGGAGGGCAUCGACAACCAGGAGGGGGGAGUGUGCAAGACAAAGUCCAUGAAGAUAAUCAUGAAAGUGGGACAAAAUCCCUCCGACCCUAUCUCACCCAAAGACAACCCCACCAGAGUACCCCACCCUCCAAAGCAUGCCGAUGGCAAGGACACCUACAACCCCAACGAUGUGCUGGAGAAGCCAGGUGUGGCACCCAGAGAAAGCAACGACAGCGACAACGGCGGAAAGUCCUCGAGCGCCAUCGGCUCCGAGGUUGCCAUCUUUGUGGGCAUCGCCUCGGGCAGCGUCAUCUUCAUCAUCAUCAUCAUCAUGCUGGUCCUGCUGCUGCUCAAGUACAGGCGGCGGCACCGCAAGCACUCACCGCAGCACGCAGCCACGCUGUCCCUAAGCACCUUGGCCACGCCCAAACGGAGCGGCGGCGGCGGGAACAAUAACGGCUCGGAGCCCAGCGACAUCAUCAUCCCGCUCAGGACUGCAGACAGCGUCUUCUGCCCGCACUACGAGAAGGUCAGCGGCGACUACGGCCACCCGGUCUACAUAGUUCAGGAGAUGCCGCCUCAGAGCCCGGCUAACAUCUAUUACAAAGUCUGAGGUGGAACUUUUCAAAGGCAAGCGACGAACUGGAACAAUCCCCGGGCAGAGCGGGUUUUUGGUCUCGCCUGGCGCCACCGGCACGCCCGCGAACACUCUUUCUCUCUCUGUGUCUCUCACUCUGUCAACUCCUCCUCCUCUCCUCUGAGGUUUUGUCACUAUUUUUGUUCUUUUUCAAAGUUUUGCUGAUACCUUGUCGCUCUGGUUUGGUCACAGUCGGUGUGGACGGACAGGGUCUGGCCUGCUGCCGCCACUGCUGCCGCCAUUGCUGCUGCUGCUGGGGAAACGGAGAGGAUGGUCUCCUCUUUCUCCAGCUUUGCUCCCUGUUUAGUUUUGUGCACUGCGGCCAGCAGAUGUUUUUCGGAAGUGUUGUGGGAUCGGAAAGUCGAAAGGAUGCAUUGUUUUCUUUUUGCCGAAUGGGACAGACAAAUGGAUGAAGGUUCCCUGGCACGAGAGGAGGGGAAGAAAUUUUUCUGCCUCACCUUAAGAGAGACUACUGCUUUGGAAAAGAGAGGGAAAGAGACAAACAAACAAUCAAACAAACAAACGUGAGGAGGAGAGGUAAAGGAGAAUACGGGCUGACCAAGAACUCACAAAAUGGCUGCCCUCCCUUGAUGCUCACAGCCAGAGAGACUGUGUGGAUAUACCAGCUGGACGUGGCAAAAGGAGAGAGAGUCUCCCAGCGAUCGUCUCUGGGACUUUCCUGACUGACUCACCCAUUCACCCUCACCCUGUCACCCACAUCCUCACCCUCGCCUUCACCCACACGCACAGACACACUGUCUCAAUGUGAACUGUUUGGGCUCAAAGUGUGGGCUUUCUCCUCAGUCCCAGAUGUGUUAUCAGUAAAUCACUUCUUUCAGGUGUUACUUGAAGGGUUGUUGUUCUUUUGUACUGGCUAAACUGAUGUUGUUUUUCAGUUUUCAUAUCCUGGUGUGAUUCAAACGCAGACAGACGUUUUCAUUUCCUUUGGUGACAUGUCAUAUUGUGUGUGACGCUCAAACACAAGUGGUUAGGAGUGGCGAGAAAAGAAAGAGUGAGGACUAUUUCUUUUUCUUUCUUUUUUUUUUUUUUUAACAUUUGGCGCCCUUUAGGGAAAAUGGCGCACGUCAGGUCUGCCCAGGUGGCUUCUGGGAAGAGUGGAGGACUUUCAUAUACAUUAGAGCAGCACUUUUAACCCCCUUUCUUUUGGUACCUCCACUCUUCGCAGCAGUCUGAGAGAGACACAGUGAUAGCCGGAGAUGGGAGAGCGGCCGUAUCCCGUCAGAUUCAGUAAUGAGAGCUCGCCUCAACUCCUCUAGAACCUGGGCUUUUCACACGGGCAGGCGUUAGGGGCAAUAAGAAAAUCCAGUUCGCCUUAAUGCCAUUUUUUUUUUUGUUUCACAUCAGGUGAAGACGAGGCCCGAGAUCUAGUUGAGGUUAGCAUAGCUGGCUGAAACAGCUCUAGGUACUGUAAUGUUUACCCCUAGGGGUCCAGUGAUGAUUAAGGGUGCCCUAAGGGCCCAAAAAUCACCGUGAGACCGGUGCUCUCCUAUUCUAAAAAACAAACAAACAAACAAAAAAAAAAGCACAGGGACAUCUACUUACAUUGUCACUGUUUCCAUUAGCAUUUCCAUUGUGUGAGGUUUUUCAUUUACUUCUUCUUCUUUUUUCUUUCUUUUUUUUUUUUUUACAAAAUAGAUGUACAUUAAAACAAGGACAUUACAAAGAUAAAAAAAAAUAAAAUAAAAAGCAGAAUUUAUUUAUGAUAGACACAUAGAGCACAGGUGUUGUCAGGCGGUGUGGAGGAGGAGGAGGAGAAGAAGUUAUGUUAAUAUAUUAUGGUAUAAGUGCACAUUAUGCAAUCUAGGUUUUUGAUUAUUUGAUAUCUCUCGACCCACCGAGUCCCGUACUUUUCACAAGCUCUCGUCCACAGACGCAGGGCUCGGUCCUGGGAAGGAAGACCAGGGGAGGGCAGCCUGGGCCCCCCGGUCCCAUGGGGAGUAGAGCGAUCUGACCCAAAAUAGCUCACAUUGGUGUACACGGGGGGGGAGUAGCUGUGUCUCCCACACUCACUCAGUGUAGCAUCUCCCAAAGGAUAAUCCCCACGAACGCCCCCGAUUGUCCUCAUACACACCCGUCAUGUUCUCUGUGCAUGUGCGUGUGUGUGAGUGUGUGCGUGUGUGCGUGUUGAGCAAGUCUAUAUUUCUUCACAUUCAUUAAUAUCUUUGGCUUAGGAUCAUGACUUAAGCUGUCCCCUCCCCCCACCCCAGCAUGUUUCAGCCCAUCGUUAAUGUCGUCAUGAAGAACAUCAGAUUUCACCGAAAAGCCAAGCCUUGUAUGAUCUGAGGUUUGUGCCUCUGAGAGGCUACAAAAUCUGCAAAUAUGCAAUUCUUAUUUAUUUUUUUAACCAAUUGUGAGAAAAAAAAACAAACCACACACAUGGAAAGUGUUCUUAACCACCGAAAGAUGUAACGACAGAACAGACGACACAAAACUUAGCAAAGAACAUCACACAAGCCUGCUGUUAACUUUUAUUUCCUGCAUUAUUUGUUCCUUUAACCUUUUCUGUUUUAACUAUGUGCCGUAGUACAAAGGUAAACUGUGAAAAAGCAUAUGUAUCACACCCGGAGAGGCAUUUAAGGGGAAAACACACACACACACACACACACACACACGCACACGACAAAGAAAUGGCUGUUUAGUUGUCUGCGGCAGAAUAUGACAAUCUUAUAGUUUCUUUGAAUCUGGCGUCCUUUUCUUAGCGGCCACUCGACUAACUCUCUCCCAACAUUGAGCGGGUUUGUUUGGCUCACCCUGACGUGUCGUAGCGAUGCUGUGAGAGUCUUAGCACACGGGCUAGGAGAAGCACCUCAGGCUACUGUAAAAUGCCUUGCUCGUAUGGUCAGCCCUUGGUCACUUGACUCAGUAAUUUUGCACCGUACUUCUGUAGGUAAGAAACUGUAAAUACAUUAAUGUUUGUAUUGUAUAUGGAUCCUGGGUUGUUACAAUAGCCUUAUUCACCUUUUUAGGAAAGUAAACGGGGGGGAAGUACAGAAAAAAUGGAAUACACUUCAGUAAAACAGAGCAUACUACUUUUUUGGUAAAUAGCUUAUGUAAAUAUUGACGAGAACCCAAUAAAAACAUUUUUUAUAAACUCUUAAAGUAAGAUGUUUUGUAUAAAAUUUGAAUUUUUUGCUAUGUAUUUUAGCUAGCGCUCGAUGGAAAGCCCGUGUCCUCCCCACUCCCUCCCCUUUUGCACUGUUUCCAUGGUAAUUUGGUUUAAAAAAAAAAAGAAAAAAGAGAAAAGUUGCCAAACCGACUGCUGCAUAUUUGUGCCAUAAGUGUGUACCAUAAAUAUUUAUUGAAUUAGUUUCUUUUUUUGUUUUGUUCUGUUUCUGAUUUAAUUUCAGUCCAGUUUGUAAGUAACACAGUAUUAUAUCUGCAUUGUUUGUUUGUCGACCCCUGGUUUUCUUUAGUCACGUCAUGGUUAGCGGGUGGCUGUAGCCCUUCCCCCCCCUCCUUCCUUGCAGUAUGAGAUGGCCAGGCUGUGAAAAAUGGUUUUCAGCAUUCAGAAAUUUAAAACAAGUGAGGAUAAACGACACACAUUCCACCAGUCUGUUACAAACUGAAAAUGUUUUUCAAUAAAAUGUUUUUCCUAUGGA
Molecule: messenger RNA, 5682 nt
Organism: Scatophagus argus
Lineage: Eukaryota; Metazoa; Chordata; Actinopteri; Scatophagidae
Gene: efnb2a
Product: ephrin-B2a
Exons: 5
Coding region: 1031-2038 (335 amino acids)
Biological process (GO): axon guidance; blood vessel morphogenesis; ephrin receptor signaling pathway
Cellular component (GO): plasma membrane
Molecular function (GO): ephrin receptor binding
Source: RefSeq, a predicted model, not a curated record